Molecule: messenger RNA, 1487 nt
Organism: Schizophyllum commune H4-8
Lineage: Eukaryota; Fungi; Basidiomycota; Agaricomycetes; Agaricales; Schizophyllaceae
Exons: 2
Source: RefSeq, a predicted model, not a curated record
GACGCUUUGGGCAUCAUCCCUGGAUAGAGGCGAAGCGCGACAGUUGUUCCCUCAUUGACCUUCGCCAACAUGCUCCAAGCGUCCAGCCCUCCGCUUCGACCUUCAAAAGCUUCUGAGCUCGGGCCUGCAAAUCCCCUCUAUUGCUUAUAUACGCUGAGUAUUCCAUCUGGUUUUCCGUGGCCUCCUCCUCCCCACAGCCGUACAUUCCUUUUCUUCACAGAGAUCAGCAUGACUCGAUCACCUGAGAGCCGUGCAGUAAAGGGCAAGGCGAUUCACGUGAAGUGUCCUCGAUGCAACGUAUCGCUACACAUAUCGCCUGCCACAACAGUCGAUCUUCGCCCUCCCGUUUCCGUUCCUCGCCCUCCCGCACCUGCGCAACCUCGUUCGGCUCUUUCCACCCGAGCCAACAGGAACGGUGAAAGCCCCGAUAAGCGACCAAGGAUGAGGCUCACCAGAGAUUGCAUCUGUGACUGGAUUGACGCGGUCGAAGCGGAGACAAGCACGCAAAACCGCGUGCCAUCCGCUGCCGCUCUUCGUGGCAUCCUUCGCGAGUCAGGUAUCCCUCCUCGACAUGAGAACCUGGAAGUCAGGCUUGUCGACACACCGUUGGUCAGGGUCAUCAGCCCAGCGCCAUCCCUCGUCGAGCCAUCACCAUCACCCUCUUCCUCAAGUUCCGUUUCCUCCGAGUCUUUCUUCGACGAGACGCCUUUCCCCAGGCAUGCCGAUCUUCGAGAGAGGUUGUCCGAGUUGACUUCUGCCAUUCUGCCUAUCAUCGGCGGUCAAACACACGGCGCACUCAUGGUCGAAUAUAGGCAAGCUGUUCUUCGUGCGCGUUUGCCUCUCCCUGCGAUGCCCCUGAACCCACCUACGCCCCUUCCAGCAGAGGGUCAUGAUCAACUUGAGGUUUCAGACUCCGUUGGGCAGUCCCCCAAGGGCGUUGAUUCCGCACUGUCCUUCCACAAUCUCUCCAUUUCAGGAGCAUCAUCCGCCACUACAGUUCCCGAAAUGCGCGCUCUCGUCCGCCUGGCUUAUCCUUCGGGUCACCACGGACUGGCGGUUCUCACCAUGCGCGUCGGCACAUCCAGCUCUGUCCAAGCUGGCGACUCCUUGGACGCCGCGCGCGAGCGCUUUCUCGGCUACUGUAACCAUUUCCACCAACCAGACUCGACUUCGACGCGCUCUGACCUCGAGUAUAUCUUAUUUGAGAUCGAGGGCAACGUUGUGGGAGCCGUCCCGGAGGGCGUGCUGAAUGAGCACGCGUCGGGUGGCGGUGAUCUAGCAAGCCGGUUGGUGGAUAUGGCGCGCUCGGUCUGCUCGGACUGUCACGAAAUCAAUGUGACGAUUGCUAGAUAGCUUUGGCAUGUUGUGCUGCAGACAGACAGGACUUUCCUUCAUUGAACUCCUUGUCCGAUUCAUGAUCAUCUCUACGUUCUCUUUACGAGUAGUUACGACUGGAUAUCUCAAGAAAGUGCAGUUUCUGAAUCCUU